UCAUCUCGAACGGACACAAUGGAGAGCUUGCUUAUUGUUGGCACGCUAGUCAAACUGCUCUUAAUACCUGCCUAUCGAUCUACAGAUUUUGAAGUCCAUCGUAAUUGGCUUGCAAUUACACAUAGUUUACCUAUAUCACAAUGGUAUACUGAACACACGUCUGAAUGGACACUAGAUUAUCCACCUCUAUUUGCAUGGUUUGAAAAACUCCUGAGUAUGUUUGCCAUACUGGCUGAUCCAGCCAUGCUUGUGGUCGAGAACCUCAAUUAUGCCAGUCCUCAGACAAUCUUCUUCCAGAGAGCAACUGUGAUUGUUAGUGAGCUAAUACUUUACUGGGCACUUAAGAGAUAUGUAAAGUACUUUGGAUCCAAAUAUGUACAUUGGAUUUUAGCCGGUGCUCUUUUCCUUCAUCCUGGCAUCUUGAUUGUUGAUCAUAUGCAUUUCCAGUACAACGGUUUUCUCUACGGGAUCCUUGUUUUGUCUAUUGUCGAGGCCAAGCGGAAUAAUUUGCUGGAAUCUGGGAUUUUAUUUGCUAUCCUACUCAAUUUCAAGCAUAUAUAUCUGUACAUGGCCCCUGCUUACUUUGUCUACCUCUUGCAAGCAUAUUGCUUUGUUCCUGUUGAGUCAAAUAGGGAAGGACCUAAUGGCCAGAGAAAAUUCUCGGUUGGACGAUUGAUCACCCUUGGGAGUGCAGUUGUUGGUGUAUUCACAAUAUCUAUGGGUCCUUUUAUAUAUAUGGGCCAACUUCCCAAUUUGGUCGGUCGCCUUUUCCCUUUCACUCGUGGAUUGUGCCAUGCUUACUGGGCUCCUAAUUUUUGGGCCUUGUAUGCAGCCCUGGACAGAAUCCUGAUUUUCGCUGCAAAAGCACUAGGUUGGCCUUUGAAUGAAGCUGCACUUGGAUCAAUGACAAGAGGAUAUGUUGGAGAUACCCAAUUUGCUGUUCUGCCUCCAGUCCAAGCCAUACACACCAUGCUUAUUACAGUUAUUGUGCAGCUGAUUGUCCUUCAAGUCCUUUGGAGAAAACCUACAUUUGAUAAUUUCUUGUCAUCUUUGACAUUGUGUACAUUUGCUUCCUAUCUUUUUGGUUGGCAUGUUCAUGAAAAGGCAAUAAUGCUUGUACUGGUCCCUCUAGGACUUAUGGCAGCUAACAGCAAGACACACUUGAGAAUAUUCAUCAUCCUGAGUAGUACAGGAAUCUUUUCGUUAUUUCCGCUUUUAUUUGAGCCCACAGAAACACCCAUCAAGGUUUCGGUUACUCUCCUUUGGCUUAUUACCGUAGUCCCUGGACUUGCUCGCUGUUUGGCAAGACCACUCAAGAGCAUCCUAACCUAUGCUGAAAUGUAUUACAUAAUCGGCAUUAUUGGUGUCCAAAUCUACACAGACAUUGGCCACAAUUUGAUAUUUGGAUCCAAAACACUCCAAUUUUUGCCUCUUAUGCUCACAAGUGUAUAUUGUGCUGUGGGUAUUAUUUAUGGCUGGGGGUUGUUCAUGAGGGAAUUCCUUGCUGGGCGAAUGUAAUUCUUUAUUUGGAAUAAGGUCCCAAAGGUGUCCUGUCAUUACUACUCAUAUCAAU
This is a messenger RNA of Phycomyces blakesleeanus NRRL 1555(-), 1573 nucleotides long. Its product is annotated as glycosyltransferase family 57 protein. The transcript is spliced from 11 exons. The record is from RefSeq and is a predicted model, not a curated record. The coding region runs from base 19 to 1518 and encodes 499 amino acids. Gene Ontology annotation, molecular function: dolichyl pyrophosphate Glc1Man9GlcNAc2 alpha-1,3-glucosyltransferase activity. NCBI's taxonomy places the organism in Eukaryota, Fungi, Mucoromycota, Mucoromycetes, Mucorales, Phycomycetaceae. Gene Ontology annotation, biological process: protein N-linked glycosylation. Gene Ontology annotation, cellular component: endoplasmic reticulum membrane.